Molecule: messenger RNA, 3201 nt
Organism: Dioscorea cayenensis subsp. rotundata (Guinea yam)
Lineage: Eukaryota; Viridiplantae; Streptophyta; Magnoliopsida; Dioscoreales; Dioscoreaceae
Product: B3 domain-containing protein Os07g0679700-like
Exons: 13
Coding region: 184-3018 (944 amino acids)
Molecular function (GO): zinc ion binding; DNA binding
Source: RefSeq, a predicted model, not a curated record
AGACAGAGAAAGAGAGAGAGAGAGAGAGAGAGAGCUCUGGGUUGUGAGUGUCUUGCAUGAAUCUCAAUUAAAUUCCCUUUGUUUGCUCGUUUUCAGUGCUUUUUCUUCGUUUGAAGCUCGCCAAUGGUGAUGUUUCUCUGUGGAAAUCCAGAAAAGGCGUGAUAGACGAGGUGGUGAGGCGUUAUGUUCUGUUUGGUGAAGUUUUUGAAGAUGGAGAUGCAGCGGUGUAUGAACUCGGUUUGUGGGGUGGCGGAGCCCGGUGGAGGGGAGUGGAGGAAAGGAUGGGAUUUGCGAUCGGGGAAGUUUGCCCAACUUUGUGAGAAGUGCGGGAUGGCAUAUGAACAGUUAAUUUUCUGCGACCUGUUUCACAGCAAAGAAUCUGGCUGGCGUCAAUGCAUUUCCUGUGGGAAGGGUCUCCAUUGUGGGUGUAUUGCAUCCAAAUCGUCAGUCUGCCUUCUCGAUCAUGGAGGAGUCCAAUGUGUCAGCUGCAUGAAGAAUGCAGGACUCUCUUCUACUCCAAGUGAAGUGAUUCACGACGUCGCACCUGAUGCUGCUCCUGGAGUUCUUGCUCUCCCUGCCGGGAACAUAAAAGAUGAGAACUCGAAUGACUUGGGUACAAAACUAGCUGGUAGUGCUGGUGACGUACAGUCUUCAUCUGCAGAAAAAACUGAUGAUGAUGCUCGUAAUAAAGGUGAGAUAAUUCGCUCAGGAAAACAGAUAGAGGUUAAUGGACAGAACAGUUUGUUUCCAGCACAGAGAGACAGUAUCAGUGAAUCUUUUGGAACAAACACAAAAGAGCAAGCUGCACUUCAAAUGAGAGAGGUGGGAAUGACUACUUUCUCAAAUGGAAAUCAAGGACGAACUAGUCAUUCUCAUAAAUCUCAACAAAAUGACCGCAGAGAUGCAGCUACUGAGAAUGUUAUUUCUAAUCCUCAUGAGACACGUCUCAGUAUUAGCUUGGGAACCUCAAACCCCAGCAACACCAUUGAAGCUGGUCUGAGUGUAGGUCUGUCCAGUAUGUCCUUGCCUCCAGCCUGUGUGGUUUUAGAAGCAAGAGAGGAAAACAAAGGGUUACCGAGCUUUCAGCAUGUUCAAAGGGCCCACCAUCUGCUUCCUGUUCCUCCAAAGAUGGACAAUGCUGUUGCUUUGGAAGCAUCCAAAAAUAUGCUUUCACACAUUCGUGUUGCACGGCCACCUGGUGAAGGGAGGGGCAAAAAUCAGUUACUUCCGCGCUAUUGGCCAAGGAUUACAGACCAAGAGUUGCGACAAAUUUCUGGAGAUUCAAACUCUACUAUCGUGCCUCUCUUUGAGAAGGUUUUAAGUGCAAGUGAUGCAGGUCGGAUUGGCCGUCUGGUUCUUCCAAAAGCAUGUGCUGAGGCAUAUUUUCCUCCAAUUUCUCAGCCUGAAGGUCUUCCUUUAAAGAUUCAGGAUGUAAAUGGCAAAGAGUGGCAUUUCCAGUUCAGAUUCUGGCCUAACAAUAACAGUAGAAUGUAUGUAUUGGAGGGUGUUACUCCAUGCAUCCAGUCCCUGCAAUUGCAAGCUGGUGAUACAGUGACAUUUAGCCGGAUGGAUCCUGAAGGUAAACUUAUUAUGGGAUUCCGAAAGGCGGCUAACUCUUUGCAGUCACAACAUAUGAAACAGGAUACUCAAGCAUCAGUCACUGCUAAUACUGGCCUUGCAAGUGAUAUUUUCUUCUCUAGUCUGAAUGGGAACCUUCCGAUAAUAAGUGGAUACUCUGGGCUUCGUCAGUCCAUGAAAGGACCUGAGGAUCUGAACAUGAGCUCUUUAUCUGGGUAUAUGAAUUCAGCUGAUUUCGAUAUUUGGCACAAGACUGACAAGCAUGGUGCUGGGAUGAAUGAGGGGUUCACCUUGCAGCAGCCUUCACUACUUCCGGAUAAGAAGAGAAGCCGUACUAUUGGUACCAAGAGCAAGAGGCUACAUAUGGACAAUGACGAGGCUCUGGAUCUCAAAAUUAACUGGGAAGAAGCACAGGACUUAUUGCUUCCUAAUCCGAAUGCCAAACCCACCAUUGUCAUAAUUGACAAUACAGAAUUCGAAGAAUAUGAUGAGCCUCCAAUCUUCGGUAAGAGAACUAUAUUCACUGCUGGAAUGACUGGGGUUCAGGAUCAAUGGAUUCAGUGUGAUGAGUGUCUUAAAUGGCGUCGUAUACCUGUGCAUGUUCUUCCUCCUUCAAAGUGGACUUGUGCUGAUAAUUCAUGGGAUCGGAAAAGGUCUUUGUGCUCUGUGCCGGAUGAGUUGAGUGUAAAAGACAUGCAAAACCUUCUUCAGGAGAAUGCAGAAUUGAAAAGGCGAAAGGUUGCAAUUAAUGUGAAACCAAAUACACCAGAGCCUGAAUCUGCAGGUCUUGACGCCUUGGCCACCGCUGCAGUCAUUGGUGAAACAGUGACUCAUCCAGCACCCUCUGUUGCAACGACAACCAGGCAUCCUCGCCAUCGGCCGGGCUGCUCAUGCAUUGUGUGCAUCCAACCUCCAAGCGGUAAAGGCCCGAAGCAUGACCCUUCAUGCAUGUGCAACGUGUGUGUGACUGUAAAGCGCCGAUUCAAGACACUCAUGAUGAGAAAGAAAAAGCGGCAAUCUGAGCUCGAGGAAGCCGAAGCACAAAAGAAGGUUGCAUGGACAAACAAGGAAGAAACUGAAGGGAAUAACACAUUGCGCGCUGUUCAGCCUAUAGAACCUCCCCAAUGGGAGAAUUUUGGGCAGCUUGACUUGAACUCCCAUCCGGGGCGCAGCGAAGACCGUGUUAGUAUGAUGACUCUUCUCCAAGUAGCAAACCGGCCGCUCGAGACUUACUUAAAGCAAAACGGGCUUACGAGUUUGGCAUCCGACCAACAGGCAAGUUCAAGCUCGUUUACAGUGGCACAAGACGCGGCAGAGAGUGAAGGAAGACCGCCCGAUGAGAGCUAUAUGGUACCGAUUGCCAGGGAGAGGGAGAGUGGUGCUGUUGAGGAAGGGUACUGCAGGGUGAAUGAGGUUAACAAUGAUGGUGCUGCUGCUUGAAGGUUUGAAAUUUGUCUAAUUUUGAUAAGAAAUGGAGGGGUGUUGUAAAAGUGGUUUUAGGUGUUCAGUUCAGUUAAAAGUUUAUUACAUUUAAGUAAACUUUUUACUAUUGUUUGUUGUUGUAAUUUUUCUUUCGAAAGUAUAGAUCUGCCACCAUUGGACUUUGGUGAGUAGUGUUUUAUA